This is a messenger RNA of Ostrea edulis (European flat oyster), 699 nucleotides long. RefSeq lists its product as uncharacterized. The transcript has 5 exons. Lineage: Eukaryota; Metazoa; Mollusca; Bivalvia; Ostreida; Ostreidae. Bases 112 to 699 code for a protein of 195 amino acids. The record is from RefSeq and is a predicted model, not a curated record.
CCAUUUUCCAAUGUAUGAUCUUGUCUGACACAAAUAGGUAAAAUCUACAUUCUAAAUCUGCUGCUAUGACAUGUCUGAAUUUCUUUAUUUGCAUUCAAGGUAUUUGAAACGAUGCCUUUCGAAGUUGACCAGACGAUAAUCGAGAAGUAUACACACCCACCAACCUGUACAGUUGAAGAAGUAUUUAAAUCACCUAUAAAAACCCAAGUGAAUGUGAAAGGCAUUCUCAGAAAAGCAUCUGACAUAAUGGAAUCUCCAAACAGUGUACGCAGGGAGGUCACUCUUGAAUCCCUUGAGGGCUCAAGUCGAAUUGUAUGUAAAUUAUGGGGAGAAAAGUCGGAUGCACCUUUGCCCCCUCCCGAAAACAUCAUUAUCAUAUCCAAUAUGGAAGUUUCUUCAUAUCGUGAUGUCUUGCAACUCAACUCAACAAUAUUGACAUCAAUUCAGGAGACAACAGAGGACAUUGAAUUUACUGGGGAAAUUGAGGGUGUCGAUUUCAGGAAAGAUUUCAGCUACAUUAUUGUAGCAUCUAUGUCUACAGAACCACCACCUUGCUUGAAAAUAAGAACGGACCAGCUUGACAGAAUCUUUCCAUCACAAAAAUUUAAACCAGGCAUUUUCGUUAAAGGGACAGCUAAAGGACUUACAGUUGUUGAAAUGAAAGAAUAUAACCCAAAUAAAAAACCAAGAACAGAAUAA